Messenger RNA from Cinara cedri, 3153 nucleotides. The record is from the annotation of a GenBank genome assembly. NCBI's taxonomy places the organism in Eukaryota, Metazoa, Arthropoda, Insecta, Hemiptera, Aphididae.
UUCUCUCGUUAUUGUUAAGCGUUAUUACUAAUUAUUUUACCUGUAGAAAAGACAACGUCGUCCAACGGCCGACGGAUUAUGUUCUUCGGAGCCGUAGUCCUGUAUAAUACCCUAUUUGAUUGAUCGGCAGUGGCCGCGAGUGCGAUAUUUCCCGAGCGUGCCCGGCGAAAAUUGUAAACGAGCGAGUAAAAUAACUGUCCGCGAUCGAUUAAGCGCGAAUAUAUAAUAAAUUUAAAAUAAUAAUAAAUAGGAAUUUACGUUCUCGACGAUCGCACGUCGGGAAUCGGGAUGACGGGCUCAACGGCGACGAUCGGACGAUGACGGCCGACGAAUUUUUUUUUUGCGUUCACCGGUUACUGGUCACCGGGUGGUUACCACUGGUUUCCAGUGUGGUACGUGGUCCGUCGUCACGUCCCGUAGUCAAGUGCCGACACUACGUACGAUAAUAAUGCGACCGUAUCAAUGCGAUUCCCGUAGUCCGUACACCGACUAUCAAAUACUAAGCCUAGACAAUAGUGCAAGAUAAAACAAUUUAAGUUUAAUGAUAAAGUCCCUUCAAUAAAAAUAACAAUACUACAUUACUGGGGUUCAAAUUUCUAGUCAAAAGUUUUUAUAACCUAACAAUUCUACAAUUUCAAAAAAAAAAAAAUUUUACUAUAUUUUACGGCACAUUAAUUCCCUUUUCGUCCGCAACCCGGCUUAUUCGUGAUUACUGAUAACACGUAUUAUUUUGUUCCUAAUUAUAUUUAUUUGUACCACGUAAAUAGAUAUUGUGUUGUAUUGUUUUCGUCCGUGUACUGUAUAGGAUUUAACUUUAGGGACCAUUCAACGAUCGAUAUAUUCAUAAAAUAAAUAUUGCUAUAUUAUUAUUUAUUAUUUUUAGUAUUUUGUAGUGCUUCGAAAAAUCCAACUAUUUCGACGUUUGAAAAUGGCGAAAAUUGUAGAAAUCGUGGAAAAAUUUUACGACGACUACGUAAAGACCACUUCUAGAAAACUCAAGAUAAUCGACGCUUACUUGUUGUACAUCAUGUUAACUGGAAUUGUACAAUUUGCGUACUGUUGCCUAGUAGGAACGUUCCCGUUCAACUCGUUUCUCAGCGGUUUUAUUUCGUCCGUUAGCUCCUUUAUUCUCGGUGGUAAGUCACAAACUGUAGUAUAAAUUUCUGCGAUAAAUACAAGUGUUUUCACUUUAUAAAUGUUUACUGCUUUUUAAUUUGUAUAAUGUUAUUUUACAACAAUCGUUAUUUUGUUUUUACUUUUAUAUGACAUAUUUAUGCAAGGCUCAUUUAAAAUAUUUUCUGUUUUAAUCUUUUACUAAUUCCAUUCAAUCAUUUCCUACAAUAAAUAUUAUAUUAUAUUAUUUUGGAAUUUGUUACCAUAAUUUUUAACACUAAGAAAGAUACACACUUAUCUUGGAUUGGUAAUGAAUAACUUUCGUCUAAAUACUUUAGCUAUAUUAAACAUUAAUAAUGAUUUAAAAUUCUGUAUCAAUUAUGAUAAUAGUACCUGCAAUUAAAUAAUCCAGGAAGUAAUUAACAUUUUUAAUUACUGGCAUAUUUUUAACAUCCUACAAUUUCAUCUCUGGUCGGCAAAUAAAUUAAUACAGUCUUGUUUAUGUGGGUGAAAUAAAUUUAAAACAAAUUAACACAAAGAUCUGACGUCUGAAAUAACUUGUUUUCUUCAAUAUUUUUAAGUUUUUUUUUUUCUUACAAUAAUUACUAGAGCUUAAUGCUAUAUACAAACUUAAACAUUUAAAUUUUUUCAAAAAAUUGUUUUCACCAAAUCCAUGAUAAAAAGCCAUUUUAUAAAUAUAUUUUGAAAUUAAAUGUUGGUGUCACAAAUAUUCAAUUAUGAUAAAUUGUUCAUUUUCUAUAUUUUUUUUUUUUUUUUUUUUGAAGUUUACCAAACGCAUUCAAAUUACCUAUUAUAAAAAUAUUAUAAGUUUUAAAAAAAUAGCGCGUGUUGUGAAAUUUCAAAAAUUAUGAAUAUUGACAAAAAAAAAAUGUAAAAUACUAUUUGCCAACUUUAUAACGAAUGUUAAAAGACAAAGUCUGAUGCUAAAACUGAUGAAAUUUCAGAAUCAAAAUGAUUCGCUUUUAAGAUGUUUUUGAAAGAUAAAAACAAUCGAAGGUUUUACCUUUAAAGAAUCCUUUAAAGCGUCAGCCAAUGCUAAACAAACUUCAGAAACGAUUAGAGUAAUGCUUUGUUUAGACAUUUUAAAAUUAUACAUCAAACUAUGAUAGGAAUAACCGAUGGCUAAGAAUCUCAGUGCUUUUACAGAUUCGGUGACUAACAAGAUUAAUCAAAAACUCAAAAUCUGUACUUGAAAUUUUUAAAACUACCAUAACACCUAUUUAAACAAAAUAUAAUUUAGUAAAAGUAUUUUUCAUAAAUAGUAGAAAAAAUCUGUCAUUUAUGUGAAUUCAUAGGAAAAACACAUAAAUCUUCAUUUCAUAUUAUAAUCUAUUUAUUUAUUUUUAAGUAUCGCAGCGUAUUGACCCAUCAAACAGUUAACAUUGUAUUAGUUGUAUUUAUAUAUUGAAAAAAAAAUUUCUUUUUUGCCAUUUUUCAUGUUUUUAUGGCAUAUUAUAGCUUAUUUUAAGAUUUGUUAGGUCAAUUUAAAAUAUCAAUUUAAAUUAAAAAAAUGUUGGUGAACACCUUUAUUCACUGAACCUUUUCACUUUUCUACAAACUAAGUUAAUUAACACUGGUUUUUUUAAAAAACUUAAUCUUUAUUUAUUUUAUUAGGAAAAUAAGUAUGAAAAACACCCAUGUAAGUGAAUGUAUAUACCAUAUAUCUAUUUUUAUUUAUAUUAUUUAAACAUCUGUAUAAAAUAUGUUUGUCUAUUAAUAUAUAGUUAAUUAAUUGGUUCAUGACUAAUAAAUACAUUUUUUCAGUAUGUUUACGACUUCAAGCCAAUCCACAGAAUAAAGCACAAUUCAGUGAUAUAAGUCCAGAACGUGGAUUUGCUGAUUUCAUUUUUGCUCAUAUUGUGCUCCACUUGACAAUCGUAAAUUUCAUUGGUUAAAUUUUUAACUUAAUAUUUAAUUUUCAAAUUUUAAUUAAUUUUACUGUUUUGUUUUUGUCCACCUCAAUAUAGAUACUAUAUUCUGUAAAUAAAGGUUUAAAUAAAUAUACAUACUUAAAACACC